AACUCAGCUCUUUGCUCUAGCCUUAGAAGUGCUCUUGGUAUCAGACACAAGCCAGGCAGGACUUCAUCUGUUUCAACCACCUGUGAGGAAUCAGAGGCAAGAUCUGCCAGCUGACCAAAGAAGGUGUCUUACUAAGCGUCAAAAGAAAGUGUAUGUAUUCACUCACUUGAUGGGUUGGAAACUUUCGUGUAUAAAUAACCAGGUACAAAAAUGGUAAGACUCUCCCUUCAAAAUGUCAAAACAGCCAGCUUCAAAUGUCAGAUCUAUUCAGGCUAAUAUCAACAUUCCCAUGGGAGCACUUUUACCUGGGGCAGGUCAACCACCUAAAAGAAAAGAAUUUACUGAACCUGAUGAGUCUCUUCCAGCUACAACGGAAGACGAAAAGAAGAAGACACUCCCAGGUGCCAAGAAGCUACCAGGACCUGCUGUUAACUUGUCAGAGAUCCAAAAUAUAAAGAGUGAGCUGAAAUUUGUCCCCAGAGCUGAACAGUAAUAGAAAUGAAAAGGUCUACCAAGAUGCUAUGGAAAUGGUAAAUAAUAAUGAAGAUAGAUCACUGAAACAAUUUAUAUAUUUAUAAUAAGAUUACAAAUAUUCUAGGUACAAGAUACUCUAUAAAAUAUCUUUGCAUAUUUAUAUCAGCUUUCUUUAUAUCUAUUUUGCUUAAUAAAAGCACAUGGAUGCUAUAAGCACAAAAAUAUGUCUACAUGUCUGAGAAUGAGUUUGAUCAUAUAAGUAGAGACAAGUGUAGUACAAUUUUAAAAUGGAAUUGAAAUAAAUCAUUUUCCAGAAAA
Messenger RNA from Heteronotia binoei (common prickly gecko), 792 nucleotides. RefSeq names its product small muscle protein X-linked (gene SMPX). NCBI's taxonomy places the organism in Eukaryota, Metazoa, Chordata, Lepidosauria, Squamata, Gekkonidae. The transcript is spliced from 5 exons. The coding region runs from base 233 to 493 and encodes 86 amino acids. The record is from RefSeq and is a predicted model, not a curated record. Gene Ontology annotation, cellular component: M band; costamere; muscle tendon junction.